Cajanus cajan (pigeon pea) is the source of this 559-nucleotide messenger RNA. RefSeq names its product NADH dehydrogenase [ubiquinone] iron-sulfur protein 5-B. The record is from RefSeq and is a predicted model, not a curated record. Gene Ontology annotation, cellular component: respiratory chain complex I. Lineage: Eukaryota; Viridiplantae; Streptophyta; Magnoliopsida; Fabales; Fabaceae. Gene Ontology annotation, biological process: mitochondrial respiratory chain complex I assembly.
GAAAUGGUGGUAGUUUGGUAAUUUAACUGUGGCAGAAGGUGAAGAAGGGAAGGGGGUUUGGAGGAAGCAGUGAGAUCAAAGGAAUUCGGCGAAGAAAGAGAGAAUGGCGUCGGGUUGGGGAAUUACAGGAAACAAAGGUCGUUGCUACGAUUUCUGGAUUGAUUUCAGCGAAUGCAUGUCUCGCUGCCGAGAGCCCAAGGAUUGCGCUCUUCUCCGCGAAGACUACCUCGAGUGCCUCCACCAUUCCAAAGAGUUUCAACGACGAAACCGGAUUUACAAGGAGGAGCAGCGCAAACUAAGGGCUGCUGCCAGGAAAGGCCAGGAGGAUGGGGUUGUUAAUGAACAUCAUCAUUAGCACCCGGAGUUAAUUUUCAAUUUAAGCUUCUGAACAAUUAUUUCAUAAAACGUUUGUAAUUUGCUUGGAUCAGUAUUCCUGCAUGUUCUGUGAGCCCAUAUUUUAUACAUUUUGACCUUGCGGGCUUCGUUUCCUUGUGCAAUAAUUGGAGGUCAUCUUGGGACUGCAAAUUGCUAUAUAAGUUUGCUGAGUUAAUUUGGUAAA